AUGAGUCCCCUUUUUGCUGUUGUUUCUUUCCUCUAUACUUCAGACCGCCUGUUCAACUCUGCAGUAUCAUUAACGCCGCCCAUCGAGAAGCCAAAACCCUUCCAAGAUCCCAAACCACAAGCCGACGAGCCGACCUUGGAGGAGGAACUCAAGCCGGCUGAGCCAGCACCCGAGCCAGUCGAGCCCGAAUCGAAGCCGGCCGAGCAAGACGCGAAGCAGCCCGAGGAAGCCGAGAAAAACAAGCAGUCGGAGGAUACCGAACAAAACAAGCAGUCGCAGGAGACUACUCCGGCCCAAAAGCCCACCGAGAAGCCCAAUGAUUCGACGCAACAACCGAAGCCUCCGGAGUUGCUAGCCAAGACCGGCUAUGACGCUGAGAGCGGCAAUGACCACCUCAUCUUCACCGGCGGACUGCUUACCCUCGGUCCUGAUAGCGCCGCCGUUGUCGAUCUGGCCAUGAGCCUUGGCGCCUCCUCCGUUCGCGGAAUUCCAGAGGACAGAGUGCUUCUGGUGCGCGAAUUGAUGAACGCACCCCGCAACAACGGAACCAACAAGAUCCAUGGCCUCGGCGGCGACAACGAGGCCGAUGAUGAGCUUGAGCAGGAGCACCUGGCGCGCGGAGACUACGUCGAACGAAUCGUUGCCAACUCGCUUACUGUUGAGCAAAUCGACUGGCUCGCAGAUCUCCCCGCCAUUCUCGAUAUUGGCAACAUCCCCACCGUGCAAAGCGUUUACGUUUCCCAUGCGGGCCUCGUCCCAGGCCUCAAACCUGAUGUUCACGAUCCCUGGCCCGCCAUGAACAUGCGCAGUAUCGUCUACCCCCGCGAACAAGUCCGCUGGACGACCGCUAAGAAGUUGGUCGAGGAGCGCCUAAAGAAGCAAGAAGCCGAGAGUGGGAAGAAGAAGUUUAUCGGCCGCAAGGCCAAAGACGCCCUCAUUCUCGCCGCCUACCAAGAUUCCGCCAGGCCAGGUGACAGGGACGUCAUGGUCCCCAUUGACGACUACUCGGGUUACGAAUGGGCCCCUGUCUGGAACCGCAUGGAAUCGGAGAAGAGCGAAGCUGAGAGGCAAACAAUCAUCUAUGGUCGCGACACCAAGUACGGCCUUAACCUUGGCAAGUACACCUUUGGACUCAACACCAGGUGUGUCUUUGGCGAGCAGCUUACCGCCCUCGUUAUAUCCGGCUCCUCGACUGGCGUCCAACAAAAGACGAUAUCUGUCGACUGCUCAAGAGAACAGGAGCCCGAAAAUACGGAAUAA
Molecule: messenger RNA, 1260 nt
Organism: Parascedosporium putredinis
Lineage: Eukaryota; Fungi; Ascomycota; Sordariomycetes; Microascales; Microascaceae
Source: the annotation of a GenBank genome assembly